Molecule: messenger RNA, 627 nt
Organism: Gryllus bimaculatus (two-spotted cricket)
Lineage: Eukaryota; Metazoa; Arthropoda; Insecta; Orthoptera; Gryllidae
Source: the annotation of a GenBank genome assembly
GCUGCCGCUGCGUCUGUCGCUGCGCGCGGGCGGGCUGCUGCGUGUGCGCGGCUCGCUGCGCGUCAACGCCAGCCGCGAGGAGGGCGUGCGCGCGGCGGCCGAGCUGGCUCCCAGCGCGUCGCUGGGCGCCGACGCCGCCAUGACGCUGGGCACGCGACGCACGGCGCGCGUGGGCGUGCGCGUGCGCCAGACGGCGCGCGCCGUGCACUUCGCCGGCGCCGACGCGCACGUGCUGCCCGGCCGCCGGGUGCAUCUGGCGCUGCGAGCCCCGACCUCCCGCCUGCAGCUGCUCGAGGCGCGCUCCGACCUGCUCUUCGUGCAGGGCGAGCGCGAGGAGGCGGCGCCGCUGCAGGUGCAGCAGCGGAGCCUGGGCGCGUGCUCGGGCGCGACGCUGGAGCGUGCGCUGGGCGUGCGCGCCUGCGCCAACGCCACCUUCACGCGCGGCGCGCUCUACAGCAACGCGCCGCCGCCGCUAUUCCCGCUGAGCGGGCCCGCGUCGCUGCGCAUCGCCCUCGACAAGACCGACUCCUUCGACCGCUACGAGCUGCAAUACGACAUGGACGCCGACGACAACGGCGUGCGCGGACUCAAGGUAACCGUCGCGUGGCCGCAAGCAGCUAGAGCCCG